Messenger RNA from Nerophis lumbriciformis (worm pipefish), 1545 nucleotides. RefSeq names its product chymotrypsin-like protease CTRL-1. The record is from RefSeq and is a predicted model, not a curated record. Lineage: Eukaryota; Metazoa; Chordata; Actinopteri; Syngnathiformes; Syngnathidae. Gene Ontology annotation, molecular function: serine-type endopeptidase activity. Gene Ontology annotation, biological process: proteolysis.
GUGAAAGGAAAACCACCACGUGUCUUUCUGUGCACCAGCAACAUGAUUCUGUGGACAACAUGGCCUCUCCUUAUAGGCACACUACUCUCAAUUCAAGGUGGCUCAAAAGCUCAGGACUGUGGAAUGGCGGCGUCCAACACGAGGAUAGUCGGGGGUGUGAAUGCCUCGGCGGGCUCGUGGCCUUGGCAAGUCAGCGUUCACUACAUAGGGUCGCACAUUUGCGGCGGGACCGUGAUCAGCAGGGACUGGGUGCUCUCGGCAGCCCACUGCAUUAUAAGUGCUGGAGUUGUUCCAUGGAAACUGUACUUUGGAAGGCUGACUCAGAGUGGUCUAAACCCUAAUGAGGUCUCACGCACAGUGGCUCAGGUCAUCGUUCAUCCUGACUACAACAACAGUACCUUUGAAAAUGACAUUGCCCUCUUCAGGCUGAGUAGUCCCAUCACUUACACUAACUACAUCCAACCUGUCUGUAUGGCGAGCAACACCAGUCAGUUCCACAGUGCCACAAAGUGCUGGGGCACAGGCUGGGGCAGGCUGGGGAGUGAUCAGCCAAAUGUAGGGUAUGACAUGCUGCAAGAAGUUGAGAUUCCAGUGGUUGGAAACAAGCAAUGUGCCUGCAACUACAACUUGGUGCCACAUAGCAUUACCAGCAACAUGCUGUGUGCCGGGGAGGAGGGCAGAGGAAUAUGCCAGGGGGAUUCUGGUGGACCUUUGCAAUGUAAACAAGGCUCAAGAUGGAUCCAGGCAGGCAUUGCCAGUUUUGGCGUACCCUGCGCCAACAAAGGAUUCCCGGAAGUCUUUGCCCGUGUGCCGUAUUUUCAGAGCUGGAUCACAGCGCAAGUGUCAGGGGCAAACAUUAACUUUGUGACCCACACCCAGACUGGUAACGACACAGACAGCAACUUUGUGUGCGAAGACAACUCUGCAACCAAAGCAAGUCUUUCAGGCCUUAGUCUCUUGCUCCUCCUGCUGUUUGUUCAGGCACUGUAACCAACGGCAACUUGUUUUGAUACUGCACUGCACAACACAUGCAGCCUAUUGCUCCUUUCCCCUCCACAAUUUAGCACUUGAUCAUAUGGCAAAAAAGUUGAAUACUGUACAUCAAAAUGAUAGAUUUUUUUAUUUGAAGCACUUUGUGAACUUUUAAUUAUUUUUGCUCUGUACUUUACCUGCAAUUAUUCCGUCCACAUGCCACACGCACACCAACAUGCAUUAAAGUCAACAGCUGGACCAUGAGCAUAAUGUAACAGUGAACAUGUCCACAGCAGGUUUUUAAGCAAUCCCUUCAGUUUUUUAUUUCCGUUUCACUUAAAAUACUACACACUGAAAUGACAGGAUUGGCUUCUCGACUAGCGCGUCAUAGCUCGUAUGUGUUAGUAGGAUUUCUAAGACAAACUGAACAGUCCAGCUGCCAUCGAUUAACGGCCCUGAGAAUACAGUGACUAUGAUGAAUGUUAACAUCCAUGGACUAUUAGUCAAUUCAGGCAGGACUACCUCAAUGUUUUGGCCUCAACAACUCGAAUAAACAGUUAUUUAUCUUGACUU